Rhizophagus irregularis DAOM 181602=DAOM 197198 is the source of this 468-nucleotide messenger RNA. RefSeq lists its product as uncharacterized. The record is from RefSeq and is a predicted model, not a curated record. NCBI's taxonomy places the organism in Eukaryota, Fungi, Glomeromycota, Glomeromycetes, Glomerales, Glomeraceae.
AUGACCGGAUAUGAUCCAGUAUUGAAGGACAAUGUUCGGGAAAUUACUUUAUACGAUAUCUCCUCCACUUGGACUCAGCUCGAAUUUCUCCAGCAUCUUGAGAAAUGGAAUCAAGGAGUCUGGACCGCUCCUUUAGGAGGUUUUCCUGUCCGAUGGUAUCCUGCUAACUGGAAUCUUCAACAAAGAAAGGAAAAAGAACGAUUUCAGGCUGUGGUGAAAGAUUUACCUGGAACUGUCAUCAACUUAUUAAUGCUAUACCCUUCAGACCCUUCCCAAUCACCUAUCUCACAUUUGGAAUGCAAAGCUUUUAAGGUGGUUCAGGAAAAAUGUACCCGCAAGCUCAUCAUGUAUUACAAAAAUUGGGCAGAUUUGGAUAAAAUCACGAAUACCAAGUUGAACUUGCAUGAAUAUGAAGGUGUUUGGACUAGAUACUUUUCCCCUCAACUAUCUAAAAGUCGUAAUCAAUAA